This is a messenger RNA of Ylistrum balloti, 1817 nucleotides long. RefSeq lists its product as uncharacterized. The transcript has 7 exons. Bases 186 to 860 code for a protein of 224 amino acids. NCBI's taxonomy places the organism in Eukaryota, Metazoa, Mollusca, Bivalvia, Pectinida, Pectinidae. The record is from RefSeq and is a predicted model, not a curated record.
AAGAUACAUUACAUUACUGUGAUUCACGCUCCUAUUUAUGUUUGUAGAGAAACUGUAUGACAAUAUAUGGAGAUACCGGAUGAAAGAGUAAACAUCAUGGACAUUGCUGAUGAUUUUCUGUUGACGUAAAUACAAGGGACAAGUAUUCAUUUACCAGUAACAGGUGACGACGUCAUUGAUACAAGAUGAUACUACCAGUAAUUGUAGUAACCAUGGCAGCGACAGUUGCAUCCCAGACUCACAUCAAAACAUCGGCAAACGUGAGUUCGUUAGCAGCUUCGACGCUUCUGGAAGAUUACGACGUAGAUGAUGACGAUAACAGAAUCUCGGUCUCCGAUAUUGACGAGGAACAUUUGUGUACUAGAGAAAUCGUAUUCAAUUUCACACAGUUAAUAUCAUAUAGGGCUUAUACGAGAAAGAAGUGUCAGAAUUCAACUAAGAACUGUAACAAAGACGGACACGAGUGGGUGACUUCCGUUCGCUACAGAAACCUGACUAAGACGAGGUUGGAACUCAUUUGUUGUGAGGGAUACAUGAACGACAGUGGAAAAUGUGUCAAAGAUCUUUCCGAUUCAACAGUGAACAAAACGUCCGAUCUUACACAAAGUGAAAUGAUGGAGAACACGUCUCUGUUGCUGAUCGCGAUUCCUGUGGCGGGCGCUGUUUUUCUCGUCGUCUUCAUCGCUGUCAUCUGCAAAAUAAAAAGAGGAAAGAAAAGACCAAGAGAAAGGUCGUCCUUUGCACAUGAAAACCCGAUAUAUGACAGCAAUCUUGGUCAAUCCGUUGUUAUCGUGGAUAAUACGUGUAGCAAUGAUGUGCAGUCCAACCAUAAUGAAAUAACAGAUACAAACACCAAAUAAAUUUCCUUUUGGGGAUGGGGUGAGGUUGGUGGUGUAAUCAAGUUGGAGAUGAGGUGAAGUUGGCUUGGGGUCAUUUAGUACGCAAACAUGAAGCAUUAGCCUCUUAGACUCAAUGUGACACACUUAGAAAACAGGAUGAAGGUGCAUUCAUAAUUAAUAAUGUUUAAAACAUUUUCAAAACUAUACAGAAUUUUGUCCAUUUUAAAGUAUGUUCCUUCUGUAAUUAACGAUGGUUUCGCACUGGUGACAGAAAUCAUUUUACCAUGGAUAUAAAAUACAUCAUUUACUCUUAUGUAAUAUAGUUCAGAAUUCCAAAGAAACCUGCUACAGGUAAAGAGUGUCGAUAAACUACUCAGGUACUCUCUUAGUUGUCAAAAUCUACUAUGGAUUAUGAACGCAUUUUAACACCGACGGGACCGGUUGAAUUACAAUUUGUUCGCUAUCACAUCUUGCCCGGGCUGCGGUUUACGACCAUAAACAUUUUCUGUUAGAAGCCAAUUAUAGAAAUUGGAGAAAUGUCAGCAUAUACAUUCCGUUGAAUAUUCAUGAGAGUACACAUUUGAUUUUGUAAAUAGUAAAGGUGAAGACAGAGUUGGGCAGCUUAGAAAUUUUAGAUAUCGAUGUACAUGUGUAUCAGAUUUAUUAUCUAGUGAGUUUCGCCUUUGUUUACAUUGAAAGUGCUUUCCUGCAUUUCGACUCUUCAGAUUAGUUUAAACAUAUUUUAUUGACAAUGACAUUGACAAUAGGAUUAGUCAGUAAGUUUUACCAACUUAUAAAUGACUUCUCCCACAACAUACACAUAAACAUUUACAUAAAUAUGAUCACGUGGUGACAUGAAACUAUUAUAAUAGUCAUUUUUAUGUAAAAUGUAUAAGUGGACAAAAAAUAAAGAAAGAGACAGAGAGAUAAGAACAGGGUGUGGCAUAGGGAAAGAGAGAUAGAGAGAGGGAUGUAGAA